This is a messenger RNA of Acipenser ruthenus (sterlet), 2935 nucleotides long. RefSeq names its product protein Hook homolog 2-like. NCBI's taxonomy places the organism in Eukaryota, Metazoa, Chordata, Actinopteri, Acipenseriformes, Acipenseridae. Gene Ontology annotation, biological process: cytoskeleton-dependent intracellular transport; cytoplasmic microtubule organization. The transcript has 22 exons. Gene Ontology annotation, molecular function: dynein light intermediate chain binding; microtubule binding. Gene Ontology annotation, cellular component: centrosome; cytoplasm. The record is from RefSeq and is a predicted model, not a curated record. Bases 167 to 2299 code for a protein of 710 amino acids.
CGGAAGCCGCGCUGAGCCAGCACAGACGGUUUCCACCCGCUAAAAGCGAAAUUCCAGAGGCAGGAGCAGCGAGCGGCCAUUCCUGUUUGAGCGAGGAGGUGCCGGGGAGGAAUUACUCCGAAAGGAAAACAACACGACACGAAAUAUUUUGUGCUCGGCAGCCGCCAUGAGUUUGGAGAAAGCCCAGCUGUGCGACUCGCUGCUGAUAUGGCUGCAGACGUUCCAGGUUCCCUCCUGUUCCUCCAAACAGGAACUGACGAGCGGCGUGGCGGUGGCACAUGUGCUGCACAGGAUAGACCCUGGCUGGUUCAACGAGGCGUGGCUCGGACGAAUCAAAGAAGAGAGUGCAGAGAACUGGAGGCUGAAGGUGAACAACUUGAAGAAGAUCCUGCAGAGCAUGCUGGAGUACUUCCAUGAUGUUUUGGGCCACCCCGUUUCAGACCGUCACCUGCCCGACGUGAACCGGAUCGGGGAGCUCAAUGACGAGACUGAACUGGGCAAACUGGUCCAACUGGUGCUGGGCUGUGCGGUCAGCUGUGAGAAGAAGCAAGCUCACAUCCAGCAGAUCAUAACCCUGGAGGAGUCCGUGCAGCAUGUGGUCAUGACGGCCAUCCAGGAGUUGAUGACGAAGGACUCCGCAGAUCCAGGGACCCCAGAAACAUACGGAGACUUCGACAAUCAGGCCCAGAAGUAUUAUUUCUUGAGUGAGGCUGUGCAUGAGAAGGAGGAUUUGACCCUACGAUGCAGGGAGCUGGAACAGCAGGUAUCCUCUAUCCAGGAUGAGAGGAACGCUCUGCUGUCUGAGACCCGCAGCCUGAGAGAGCAGCUGAACCAGCGAGACCCGCCCACUAACAUCACGGGCAAGAAGCUGCUGCUGCUGCACAGCCAGCUGGAGCAGCUGCAGGACGAGAACUUCAGGCUGGAGAGCUCCAAGGAUGACCUGCGACUGCGCGCCGAGACGCUGGAGAGGGAGGUGUCCGAGCUGCAGCGUCGAAACGAGGACCUGAGCAGCCUGGCCGAGGAGGCCCAGUCCCUCAAAGACGAGAUGGACAUCCUGCGGCACUCGUCGGACAGGGUGAGCCGGCUGGAGGCUCUGGUGGAGACGUACAAGAGGAAGCUGGAGGACCUGGGAGACCUGCGCAGGCAGGUGAAGCUGCUGGAGGAGAGGAACGGCGUGUACAUGCAACGCACCUGCGAGCUGGAGGAGGAGCUGAGGAGAGCCAACGCCGCACGCAGCCAGCUGGACAGCUACAAGAGACAGGUCCACGAGCUGCACAGCAAGCACUCCUCGGAGGCGAUGAAGGCGGAGAAGUGGCAGUUUGAGUUCCAGAACGUCCACGUGAAGUACGAAGCCCUCCUGAAAGAGAAGGAGAGGCUGAUCGCUGAGAGGGACACCUUACGAGAGACCAACGAAGAGCUCAGGUGUGUGCAGGUGGAGCAGACGUUCCUCAGAGAAGCAGAUUCCCUUGGUGAGGAAGACGCCAGUUCAGUGGGUAACCUGGCAGCGGAGAUUAUGCCAGCGGAAUUCAAAGACUCGAUGGCGCGGCUGCAGUCUGAGAACAGGAUGCUGUGUGAGCAGGAGGAGAGCUGCCGGCAGAGACUGGCGGAGGUGCAGGGCCAGCUGGAGGAGUCCCGUCGGAGCCAGAACCGCCUGGAGACUCAGAACCGGCUGGACCAGCAGCACAUCACUGAAUUGAAGGCGCAGGUGCAGGAGCUGCAGAGAACUCUACAAGAGCAAGACACCAAGACUGAGGACUCAUCCUUGUUGAAGAGAAAACUAGACGAGCAUCUAGAGAAGCUCCACGAGGCGCACUCGGACCUGCAGAAGAAGAAGGAGUUUAUCGAUGACCUGGAGCCCAGAAUCGACGAUGACGCCGCGAGGAAGAUUGACGAGCUUGAGGAGAGCCUGAAGAAGAAAGACGAGGACAUGAAGGCGAUGGAGGAGCGCUACAGGAAAUACGUGGAGAAGGCCCGGACGGUUAUUAAGACACUGGACCCGAAGCAGCAGCCUGAUACGGUGGCUCCCGAGGUCCGGUCUCUGAAGAACCAGCUGCAGGAGAGAGAGAGCAGGAUCCAGCACCUCCAGCAUGACUUUGAGAAGUCCAAGUCCAGACAUGACCAGGAGGAGAAGCUGAUCAUCAGUGCCUGGUACAACAUGGGAAUGGCCCUUCAUCAGAAGCUGGCGAAGGAGAGGACUGGGGCUCCGGCACUCGCACAAUCCUUCCUGGCACAGCAGAGACAGACGACCAGCGCACGCAGAGGACUGAAGAGCAGGCUGCAGCAGGGCCUGCCUCGAUGAGGGAGGAGCCAGGGGGUCGGGGGAGGAGUCGGGGGAGGAGCUAGUGAGCCAGGGAGGAGGGCAGGGGAGGAGCCAGGGGAGGAGCCAAUGGAGGAGCCAGGGAGUCAGGGGAGGAGCCAAGGGAGGAGCCAGGGAGUCAGGGGAGGAGCCAGGGAGCUGACUUUUCUGCAGGUGAUCAGGACAGGGAGCAAAUGAACACGCUGCCGCCCUGCUGGUGACACCUGGGUAACGCAGUCUAGUUUCAGUUCAGAAUUAAGAGUCAGGGAUUAUCUAAUGGUAUGUAAUGAUCCACCCACUUUGAAAACAGGUUUCUAAUGCAGAGUCUGGUGCUUUUCACUUUUGAAUUCUUUAGUUGAAAUGCUGAAACACACCGGCCAGGAACUUUACAUUUUCUGGGAGUUUUUUCCUGAUUUUUUUAAUUAGAUUUUUAUUAUUUUAUUGGUAUGCUUUUAAUGUAUUGUUUUAAUUUCACUACUCUACUGUAUCCCCCUUUUCCAAACCAAUACCAAACCAAAGUGUUCGGUUUAAAAAAAAAAAAAAAAAAAAAAACUUGCUCCUGAAACGAAAAUCAAGAUUUUUAUAACAUCUAAAUAAACAAUAUAUAUACAUAUAUAUAAUUUCAAGCCCGUAGACAAA